UUUUUGAGGAGGCUACGCCGUGAGUAGCGGCUACAUCAGGUGCUGCAAUACCACCUGAAAUAUUACCUUUUUACAUAACGUGAAGGACAAGAAAGAUACUUUCGAUAGGCCUCUUGGCCUGACGAUUCACGCAACCCAGUGAUCAGAAAUCAGUGACGCUCUUUAUGUUGUGACAAAAUGAACGUUAUUCACCAUGCGACAGCUCCAGAUGCAGCGUCAAGGCCCCAGCGCGUUGGCGUCCUGAUCAAUGUGACAGGUUGGGCGCAUACCCGCGCUGUCCGAUUGGCGAAAGUGCAGACCGCUGUGGUCCCGUCAACCCUUGUCCUUGGGCACCUUGCAACUUGUCCGCGCCUGCGUCAACGAACGCGGCAGGUGCGCACAUGUAGCUCCCAGCCCACUACGCCGUCGUACAACCUCCCCGAGUAUGGAAACGGGGCCUCCACCUCCAGUGUGUCUGACCCAGCGGCCAGUACCUGGGAUACUUCUCAACAACCCUCAACUUCGGGUCAGCAGACCCGGUCACCAAAUGCGCCACGCCGUGUGUGCAUUUUCGUUGAGCCGUCACCCUUUACCUACGUAUCCGGCUACAAGAACCGCUUCACCACCAUGAUCAAGUACCUGGUGGAGGCGGGCUGCGAAGUGCUGGUCGUCACUACAGGCAAGGGCUUCACACUCCCAAGCGUGGACAGCUCAAGCUUCUGUGACCAGCCUGAGACGUUUUGUGGUGCGCGAGUGGUUUCGGCGCUUAGCUUUGGAUGCCCCUGGUACCUGCAAGUGCCCCUCAGCUUCGCGCUGUCCCCGCGUAUUUGGCGGGAGGUCAGGGACUUCCGGCCCGAACUCAUCCACUGCUCCUCCCCAGGCGUUAUGGUCUUUGCCGCAAAAUUUUACGCCUGGCUGCUCAAGUUGCCGAUUGUACUGUCGUAUCACACGCACGUACCGUCAUACCUUCCGCGGUACGGUAUCCAGUGCCUGGUGCCCGCCAUGUGGGGCUUCCUGCGCAUCCUGCACGUCACGGCGCACCUGACCCUCACCGUCAGCCCCGCCAUGGUGGACGAGCUAGUGGCGAACCGGGCGGUGAAUGACCGCAAGCAGGUCCAGGUGUGGAAGAAGGGUGUCGACUCGGAGACCUUCCACCCUCGCUUCCGCUCCGAAGCCAUGCGCACUCGCCUCACGGGCGGCCACCCCGAACGGCCCGUCAUUGUGUACGUUGGGCGGCUGGGCUUUGAGAAGAACCUUUUCUUUCUGAGGGAGCUGCUGAAUCGCAACCCAGGUGUCAGUUUGGCGUUUGUGGGCGACGGUCCCGCGCGCUCGGAGCUGCAAGCCACCUUCAAGGGCACACCUACUACCUUCUUGGGCAUGUUGCAUGGUGAGGACUUGUCCGCCGCUUACGCCUCCGCGGACAUCUUCGUGAUGCCCAGCGAGAGUGAGACGCUGGGUUUCGUGGUGCUGGAAGCCAUGGCUUCGGAGCUGCCGGUGGUAGCAGUACGAGCUGGAGGCAUCCCGGACAUUAUAUGCCCCGAGGACAGCGCAGGCGUCACGGGCUUCCUGUACGAGCCGGCGGAUGUGGACAAGGCUUCGGAGCUGAUCGGAACUCUGGCAGCCAACCCUGAGCUGAGGGCCCGUGUGGGUGCUCGCGCACGCCAGGAGGUGGCCAAAUGGGACUGGCGGGCGGCCACCAUGUACUUGCUGAACGUGCAGUACCCCAUCGCCAUGGCAGCGGCAGUGGCACAAUACGGCAAGGCUCUGGGCUCUGUCGCCCAAGGUUUCCUUGACCAACAGCAGCAGCAGCUGACCCCAAGCCCGGCGUGA
Molecule: messenger RNA, 1809 nt
Organism: Volvox carteri f. nagariensis
Lineage: Eukaryota; Viridiplantae; Chlorophyta; Chlorophyceae; Chlamydomonadales; Volvocaceae
Exons: 9
Coding region: 178-1809 (543 amino acids)
Molecular function (GO): glycosyltransferase activity
Source: RefSeq, a predicted model, not a curated record